AUGGACAGACGAUAUAAUCCACACUGUUCGGAUGUAAGUGAUUUUGAAAAUUCCAAAUAUACUAAAAGUGACGAGGAAUUAGUGCUAUCUGCAACUCAAGUAGAGAACAUGCGACCAGUGGUAGACAAAACUUAUUCAACUAAACGAUUUGCUGAGCCAAUGACUGAACCGCAAUUGAAAUCACUUUCUUGGACUCGCCUUCCUGCUAAUUCAAUCGCUAAAAGCAAUUGGGCUUUACGAACUUUCACAAACUGGAGAUUACACAGAAAUUCAAUGAGAAGCAAACCUUGCGUAACGAAAUUUCAACUAGAAUUGCUUGAGAUGGACAAUAGUACGCUAAAUGAAGCAAUGGGCUAUUUCAUCACAGAAGUGAAGGUCAAGACGGACAGGAGAACAAAGGGGAUACUAUAUAUGAUAUUAUUGUUGCUUUGCAAUAUUAUAAGAGGGCCGAUGGGUGGUCUUAAACAUCGAAAAUUGGCUAAGGAGAGUGUUAAAGCUUACCAAAAUAAAGAAAACCCAGAGAGAUGUCCAGUUCUAUUGUUUGAAAAAUAUUUAAACUUCAGACCCAGUAAUUGUAAGAAUGACCUAUUUACCUGCAACCCAGAAAGCUCCACAAAGGAAAUGAUUGGUAGACAUCUAACCUAA
Messenger RNA from Lottia gigantea (owl limpet), 645 nucleotides. RefSeq lists its product as hypothetical. NCBI's taxonomy places the organism in Eukaryota, Metazoa, Mollusca, Gastropoda, Lottiidae. The transcript is spliced from 3 exons. The record is from RefSeq and is a predicted model, not a curated record. The coding region runs from base 1 to 645 and encodes 214 amino acids.